Molecule: messenger RNA, 1155 nt
Organism: Symsagittifera roscoffensis
Lineage: Eukaryota; Metazoa; Xenacoelomorpha; Acoela; Convolutidae
Exons: 1
Coding region: 1-1155 (384 amino acids)
Source: RefSeq, a predicted model, not a curated record
AUGAUACCUGAACUGUUUGAGCUUCUCGACGAGAGAAAAGAUCUACAGACAGUGGAAACACCCCGACACUAUUUUGGAUACAGCUACGACAACAUCGCUCUUCACGUUUUUUCAGAUGCCUCCUACAGCGCCCUAGCAGCAGUCGCUUAUUUUGUAAACAGCAAGAGUGCCACUCGGCAAAUCUGCAGCGCCUUUGUUCUAGGAAAAGCUCGAGUUGCUCCUCUAAAACAACACACAAUAGCUAAAUUGGAACUACAAGCCGCAGUUUUUGGUGCUCGCCUCGCAAAGUUCAUUCGCAGAGAACAAAGGCUUGUCGUCAACUCUACGCAUAUGUGGACAGACAGCACAACAGCGCUUCAAUGGAUACAGGGAUCUGAUAAACCACAACAAAUUUUUGUUCACAGAGUUGCAGAAAUUUCAGAAAGCACCCAAGCGAGUCAAUGGAAUCUUUGCCCAGGACCCCUAAACCCAGCAGACGACGGAACCCGUGGAAUACCCUUAUCAGAAUUCAGUAACAAGUCAAGAUGGUUCACCGGACCAAAAUUCAUAUGUGAACUAGAAUGCAACUGGCCAAAGCUACAGUUAAUCGACGCCAAUACGGAUACCUUGCAACUCAACGAUCAAACUGGACAAAUGGAUGAAUUAGCAACAACCCCAAUGCUAGCUUUUCAAGCUUCCACCGAAAAGACAGAACAAUGCUUCAUCGAUUACAGAAGAUUCUCCAAAUGUUCAAGAAAUCUCAGAACAACUGCAUACGUGAUUCGUGCCGCCAGGAUUUUUAAAGAUAUAGGAUUACAGUCCCGCAACAAAAGCCCGACCACCGAACUGACAAGCAACAACAUGAUUGCCGCAAAGAAUUUUAUCUUCAAGCAGACGCAACGAGACAGCUUCAAAUCAGAGGUCAACGCAUUGACACAAAAUAAACGAAUCAACACAAAUAGCAGACUUCGACACCUAUCACCAUUUCUAGACGAAGACGGACUCUUGCGAGCACGUGGACGCCUCAAGAAAUCUCAAUUGGACUAUUGCAUAAAACACCCGAUUAUCCUUGAUGGAAACCACCCAGCACUUCACCUCUUUAUAGGACAAACCCACAAAGACAACCAGCAUUCGCCACGCCAGCACUUGAAAAAAAUUCUUCAAAACGAGUAUUAG